AUGAUUCCUUUCUUACCCAUAUUUUCUCUACUCUUGCUGGUUGUUGUUAACUCUGCAAAUGCCAAUGGCCAUUAUGACAAGAUCUUGGCUCAUAGCCGAAUCAGGGGCCGGGAUCAGGGCCCAAAUGUCUGUGCCCUUCAACAGAUUUUAGGCACCAAAAAGAAAUACUUCAGCACUUGUAGGAACUGGUACCAAGGUGCCAUCUGUGGAAAGAAAACGACAGUGUUAUAUGAAUGUUGCCCUGGUUAUAUGAGAAUGGAAGGAAUGAAAGGCUGCCCAGCAGUUAUGCCUAUUGACCAUGUUUACGGCACUCUGGGCAUCGUGGGAGCCACCACAACACAACGCUAUUCUGAUGUCUCAAGACUGAGGGAAGAGAUUGAAGGAAAGGGAUCAUUUACUUAUUUUGCACCGAGUAAUGAGGCUUGGGACAACUUGGAUUCUGAUAUCCGUAGAGGUUUGGAGAGCAAUGUAAAUGUUGAAUUAUUGAAUGCUUUACAUAGCCACAUGGUUAAUAACAGAAUGUUGACCAAGGACUUAAAAAAUGGCAUGAUUAUUCCCUCAAUGUAUAACAAUUUGGGACUUUUCAUUAACCAUUAUCCUAAUGGGGUUGUCACUGUUAACUGCGCUCGAAUCAUCCAUGGGAACCAGAUUGCAACAAAUGGUGUUGUACAUGUCAUUGAUCGUGUCCUUACGCAAAUUGGUACCUCAAUUCAAGACUUCAUUGAAGCAGAAGAUGAACUCUCAUCUUUUAGAGCAGCUGCUAUCACAUCUGAUAUUCUGGAGGCCCUUGGAAGAGAUGGUCACUUCACUCUCUUUGCUCCCACCAAUGAGGCUUUUGAGAAGCUUCCACGAGGUGUCCUAGAAAGGAUCAUGGGAGACAAAGUGGCUUCUGAAGCCCUCAUGAAGUACCACCUUUUGAACACCCUCCAGUGUUCUGAGGCAAUUAUGGGAGGAGCAGUCUUUGAGACUCUGGAAGGAAACACCAUUGAGAUAGGAUGUGACGGUGACAGUAUAACAGUAAAUGGAAUCAAAAUGGUGAACAAAAAAGAUAUCGUGACAAAUAAUGGUGUUAUCCAUUUGAUUGAUCAGGUCCUAAUUCCUGAUUCUGCUAAACAAGUUAUUGAGCUGGCUGGAAAUCAGCAAACCACUUUCACAGACCUUGUGGCCCAACUAGGCUUGGCAUCUGCUUUGCGGCCAGAUGGAGAAUAUACUUUGCUGGCCCCUGUGAAUAAUGCGUUUUCAGAUGAUACUCUGAGCAUGGAUCAGCGGCUUCUUAAAUUAAUUCUGCAGAAUCACAUACUGAAAGUAAAAGUUGGGCUUAAUGAGCUUUACAAUGGACAAAAACUUGAAACCAUUGGAGGCAAACAGCUCAGAGUCUUUGUCUAUCGAACAGCUGUCUGCAUUGAAAAUUCAUGCAUGGUGAGAGGAAGCAAACAAGGAAGAAAUGGUGCCAUUCACAUAUUCCGAGAGAUCAUCAAACCAGCAGAGAAAUCCCUCCAUGAGAAACUAAAACAAGAUAAACGCUUUAGGCAUCAUUGGUUGGGACAAAUAAGGUCCAAUCUCCAGGUUGUGUCAGGAGCUCUUUCAGGUCUGCGGCUUCAACCAAUAUUUUCAAGAAGUACUAAAGAAGCAACUAAAAUUAUAACCAAAGUUGUGGAACCAAAAAUUAAAGUGAUUGAAGGCAGUCUUCAGCCUAUUAUCAAAACUGAAGGACCCACAAUAACAAAGGUCAAAAUUGAAGGUGAACCUGAGCUCAGACUGAUUAAAGAAGGUGAAACAGUAACUGAAGUGAUCCAUGGAGAGCCAAUUAUUAAAAAAUACACUAAAAUCAUUGAUGGAGUGCCUGUGGAAAUAACCGAAAAAGAGACAAGAGAAGAACGAAUCAUUACAGGUCCUGAAAUAAAAUACACUAGGAUUUCCACUGGUGGUGGAGAAACAGAAGAAACACUGAAGAAAUUAUUGCAGGAAGAGGUCACCAAGGUCACCAAAUUCAUUGAAGGAGGUGAUGGUCAUUUAUUUGAAGAUGAAGAAAUUAAAAGACUGCUUCAGGGAGACACACCUGUGAGGAAGAUACAAGCCAACAAAAGAGUUCAAGGAUCUAGAAGACGAUCCAGAGAAGGUCGUUCUCAGUGA
This is a messenger RNA of Puma concolor (puma), 2133 nucleotides long. The record is from RefSeq and is a predicted model, not a curated record. NCBI's taxonomy places the organism in Eukaryota, Metazoa, Chordata, Mammalia, Carnivora, Felidae.